AUGGACAUAGACGCACUACACAAGCUCACACUUGCAGAGACAGAUGAGGCGAGUGUCACUGUCAACCAGCGCAGUCUCAUUGACAAGAUCCUCUCGCGCUACAGCUCAGAAAACACACUCUUGCGCGAGCUUAUACAGAAUGCAGACGAUGCAGAUGCACAGAGCGUCGUCAUCAGCUACGAAUCCAUCGUCGAGCCUGCAUCUGGUUUCCCUGAAGAUCUGAAUAAGCGCUUAACACGGCGCCUCACUGUGAAGAAUGACGGUCAAAAGUUCCGCUCUGAAGACUGGAUGCGCCUUGCGCGUAUUGCUGAGGGCAAUCCUACUGAUGGUCGCAUCGGAGCAUAUGGCGUGGGGUUCUAUGCAGUCUUCUCCCUGUGUGAUGAGCCCUUUAUCGUCUCUGGUGAUCAGUCGCUCGCCAUGUACUGGCGCAACGACCAGCUCUUCACACGCAAAGCCAAGCUACCCGUUGACGAUGACUGGACCACCUUUUCUCUCAACAUGCGCGAGCCUGUCGAAAUUCCACAACUCAAGGAUCUGACUCGCUUCCUUGCCAACGCGCUGACGUUCUCACGCUCAGUGUCAAGGAUUGAGCUGCGGCUCGACUCAACCUUGCUUUGUACACUCAAACGUGUUGCAUCGCCUGCAUCAGAAGUCUCUACAAAGGGUUUAACAACAGUAACGCAAGACAAGUAUCUACAAAUCACAAAAGUGGAGAGCGCAUCUGUGCAAAUCACAGCCACGUACGAAAACAUCACUCAAGCGGUACAGAAACAAGGCAUGGGCAGACUAUUUGGAUUUCUCAAGGAGACACCCAAGCCUGUUUCAGGAUCAAGCACUUCCAACAUCUUCCUGCGGGUCAUGACGGCACACCUGUCCUCGUCGCUCUCGACCAAUUUUGCAAAAGAGCUGCAACGCGCAACAAAGAAGCAGCCGCCAAAGCAGACUAAAGUACAACUUGUCUCUAUGAAUCGCGCAGAGCACGAAGCAUCUACUCCAGCUGCCAUUUUUGAAAACUUGCAAGCGUAUCCAGGACAAGGUAGGAUCUAUAUCGGUUUUCCGACGCAUCAAACCACGGGCUUCUCUGGUCAUGUCGGUGCACCGUGCUUGAUUCCCACUGUCGAGCGUGAGUCGAUUGAUCUGGUCGACCGGUUCGUCAAGCUUUGGAAUUUUGAAGUUCUUCGUGCCGUGGGUCUGCUCGCGCGGGUCGCCUACCACCACGAGUUUGCUAGCGUCAAGACUGAAGCGGACGCCACAUUUGUGACAACUUACUUCUCCAUUAAGUCAGCAACACCUUUGAAAGUUGACGCGCCUAUCGAGGACUCCUUCUUUGGGUCGUCCACCACAUUGCCACUCUACACAGCAAGCGGUGUGAAACCAAGCACACAAGUGCGGUUGCCGGAUCCGUCCAUCACGUUUCUCAAGGCCGUCCCUGUUUUGCCUCUCGUCAUGGCAAAACAGCCCUUCAUUCAGAAAAUUGCUCAACUUGGCAUGAUUGAACAUAUUUCUAUUGGAGACAUUCGGCAAGAUUUGCGUGAUCGUGUUCUGUCGCUAGAGGAAGGUAUCAGGUUCCUCAUGUACUGCAGCAAUCAGUCUGCUCGGAUGGAUCGAGAAGCGCUGCAAACACUGCUGAGUGCUGCCAUCAUUGGUGCACCCACGGCUAGCUUCAAUGCCGGUGCCAUCACGUCUUGGAGCAAUGCAAAGACUAUUCCUGUGGAAGCUCCGCUACCGCCUACGACGGUACCAUCCAGUGUGUCACAGAAGCUCAGUGCAGAUGUACUGACUUCCCUCGGCUGGUCUGAGUUACGCAUGCUUACAUGGAUUGAGCAUUGUGCAGCAAAGGAACCCUUUGGGCGUCCGCCACCUAUUGAGAAUGAUCCUCAAAUUGCAGCUCUUGUGCUUGCCACCUUUUCCAAGAAUUUCGAUCUCAUGAAUCCAGUUGACAAGGCGGAAGUGGUCAGACUGUUGCAACAGCGGAGUUGCAUGCCGACACGGAAUCACGGCUUACGUACGCCUGGCAGCACGUAUUUUGUGCAUUCAAAGAUGUUUGACGAUUUACCGUUGAUCCAAGUCAAGGGCGUAAAGGACAAAGUGCUCGCUGCGCUCGGUGUACGCCGUACGAUUGAGCUUGACUUGAUCUUCAAUCGUCUGGUCAGCGGUGGCGCUUGGUCAGCUUACGACUUGGUACAGUACUUGGCUUCUGUGCGCAACGAUAUCCCAAGGGAAGACAUCAAAAGGCUUCACGAUGCGAAGAUCGCAGAGAGCGAGACUUCAACGACAAAAUUCCGUGCUACCGACUUGUAUGAGCCCAAUGACACUUUGCGCAAGCUAGGCUUGCCCAUUAUCAAAUGGCCAGUAGACAAAUGGAAGUCGACAACUGAAGAGGCUAUUUUACUAUACUCUCUGGGUCUACGCAAGUAUCCCAAGCUCGACACGCUCAUGUCCACUGUCGGCACAACAAAGGAUGCGGCUCUGUACGAGCGCACUUUGCGGUACAUGGUAGCCAAUUUUGCCGUCCACGGCUACGGCGCUGAUUACACUUGGAACUCUGCUCAGCCGUUCUUGCCUUCCAUUUCAAACAAGCGCUUGCAUCCUCGCCAAGUCUUUGUCGAACCAGCUGCAGCGCUCUUUGGUUUUGAAGUCUUGCGAAGAGAUUUGGUGCCAAGCGCGGCACUGUUUGGUGUCAGACCGCUGCCUCUUGUUCAUGAAUUGCUAGAGAGUAUCGGCACCCAUCCCAGCAAAGAUCUCAACAUUGUGACACGGCAAUUUGAGCUCUUGGCAAGUCUUUCAGUACAGCACGGUGAUGUCAAGAAAUGGGCUGAUAAGCCGUUCAUACCUACUGCCAAAGGAUUUGCUUCACCAGAUCACUGCUUCUUUCGGAGUGAAAAGAUUGAGCCUUGGCUAGGUGAAGUCUUUGAGCUUGUUGAUUUUGGUCCUCAAGCCAAUCUCUUUCUCCGAACCAUGGGUGUACGCGAUCAACCAUCAACUGUUCAGAUUGCAGGUAUGCUUGUCAACGAUGCACAACACAUCUUCACCUUGUGUGGUAGUGAAUCACGGUACAAAUUACUUCUUCUCAAGAUUGCUCGCGAGCUUGAAACCAUCAAGCGGGACGGUCAUUUGUUCAGAAGCUUGCAACAGCGCAGCAUUUUGGUGGCCCACAAGUACAAAACCGGUGAUCAAGACGAUCUUAUCUUGACAUCAUUGCGCGCUGCUAAUGAGAUUGUGAUUGCUGACGAUUUCACUGCUUUCAACAUGUUCAAGGCUGAUGUCUACAGCUGCCCACAAGACAGCUACCUCGAAGAGUUCUACAUUUCAUUGGGUUGUGUCAGAUUGUCUUCGAUCGUUCAAGAUCAAGCUUUCCGGACAGGGAGCCCGCUUGUGAACGACAUGACCAAAGGCCUGCGUGCUGUCAUACUCGAGAGAGUCACCAUCUUCUUUGCCAAUAAUUCCAGCUCAAAGUCUAGUCGGAGCAUUGAAUGGUUGUCUAAGCAUCUUCAGGUCGCAACUAGUGAAAAAGUCUGGAUGCAACGCACAUUGGUCUCUCAGGGCAAGCGUAUAGCUCGAACCAAAAUUGUCACUGCUAUUGUCGACGGUACUUCUGGAAUCAUAAUCAGCGGCAGUCCAGAGAACUUUGAUAUUGCUGUUGCGCUCUGUCGCCUGGUCAUUGAACGGCCGAAACAGGCAGAUUCACUCAUGCUCGAAAGUCUUCUCAGCAACUCCCUCGAGUCGUUGAAGGCUAGAGGUUUCAAUGUUAAUCGUAUCCUGCAACGUCAAGAAGCGCUCAAACGUGAACGUGAAGAGCAACAGCGUAUCUUGAGUGAGCAAGACAAGGUUGCAGAAGCAGAGGCAAGAGAUCCUGUGCUAGAGCAGUCUUCACAGGAACAAAUGGCACCUGCUGCUCGUCAACAAGGCAGUCGUCAGCUGACUCCGCAAUCAGCACCCGCUCCUGUUCCUAGUGGAUUCUUCUCGACUAUCAGAAAGGGUCUGGGCUACUCGCAGCCAAAGCCAGAAUUGCCGCCACCAAUCUAUGAGCAGGAGAAUACAGGGCAAGCACAAGUCCUGCCAAAGCCCUUGCAGACAAAUCCUGUGCAGCCAGUGCAAAGCCAAGCAUCAAUAGAUGUGGCUCUCAACAAAGCCAUCAGAGCUACUCGCUCAUCGGAUGAGCCCUCUGUCUUUAGUCGUCCUCAAACAAACACAGUCAGCGAGGCAAAGACCUACUGCGAUGCCAAGCCAGCAACAGACCUUGUCAUUUUAUCAACACUCAACAAUGGUCUCAAGCUGUUCAUCACGAGAGGACUUGAUGGUGACCUGAUUUUUGGUGGCGAGCUCGCCAACGCUGCCGCCAAGUUUUCUGUCAUGCUUGAGCGCCUUGCAAGGUGUUUUGGCUGCAACGCAUCAGCCAUCAACCUGUUUUACGAUCAAGCUGGGUCUACGAUCGCCUUCAACAAGGCCGGCACAAUUUACUGCAAUUUGCGCUACUUUCACCAAUUGGGCCAUGCGACUCAUGCAGACGGCAAGUCGUACUGGUACGUCACCCUGGCUCAUGAGAUUGCCCACAAUCUGGUCGCUGAACAUUCGAGCGCGCAUGAGUUUUACACUGAAAGUCUAGUCGUGGCUCAAUUACGCAAAUUGAUUGUGUACAUGGAAGAACCAUGA
Messenger RNA from Protomyces lactucae-debilis, 4653 nucleotides. RefSeq lists its product as uncharacterized. The record is from RefSeq and is a predicted model, not a curated record. The transcript is spliced from 2 exons. Lineage: Eukaryota; Fungi; Ascomycota; Taphrinomycetes; Taphrinales; Protomycetaceae. The coding region runs from base 1 to 4653 and encodes 1550 amino acids.